AUGGGAGCGGACAUCAGGACAGUGGUCCUUGCAUUGGGGAUCUCCAUUUUCAAACCUUGUCAUCGCAAAGUCUGUUUUCAAGCCGGGAAGAAGUUGUGUUUGAGUCUGAUGGUUUCUACUGGCUCCUGCACCUGUAAGCCUCUCAAUAAUGACAUUCAAAGAGGGGACCCUGAGGGAUUUUACUCUCAUUUGUCAGAGGAGGCUCUUCUGGAGGAGGAAGACAUGGACUCGAACAUGGAGAACCUCCUGGGAACCAUGAAGGAGGACUUUCUGAGGAAACUCAACCUGUCAGACGUUCCUCAAGAGCACAGCAAGAUCUACCCUCCUCAAUUCAUGAUGGAGCUCUACGACAAGUAUGCGUCUGACAGCAUGGCAAUCCCUCAGUCUGAUGUCAUACGAAGCUUCACUGUUCAAGAUAUAACUCACUCAAUGACAAAUGGCACAAAGUCAAAGCACAGGCUGCUGUUCAACAUCAGCAUCCCCAGCCAUGAAAAGAUCACCACUGCUGAACUACAGCUUUUCUUCCUCCCGGAUGCCAGGUCAAGUGUCACCUCCCACAGUUUCAAGACCACCGUCAAAGUCUACGAAGUGGAUUACAACGAUUUCAAAUCUACAACCCAACUACUGGUUGGCCGAGAGGUGACAGGGUUGCAGAGCACGUGGGUGACAUUGGAUGUGACUACAGCUAUUCAGAGCUGGAUCAUGUCAGGCCAUGGAAUGACUGGAUUUGAUGUAGCAGUGGAUGGAAAGGACUGUGGGCUUUCUGGAGAAGGAGCAGCUGGCUGUUAUAAUAUGAGUAUGUCUGUUGGAGAUAACACUUCAGCAGCUUUAAUAGUCUUCUCAGAUGACCUGGGUAGCAGGAAGAGGGAGACAAAGAAGGAACUACAAGAGAUGAUCCUGCAUGAAGAAGAAGCCAUCUUACACUCAGGUGCUGACUGGAACAGAGGGGAUGAACUUCAAAACCAGAUUCUGGAGGCCCAGCACCCACGGAGGAGGAAAAGAAAGGCUGAGAGGGAGUACUGCAGACGGACCUCGCUCAGAGUAAACUUUAAGGAUAUCGGCUGGGACAGCUGGAUCGUGGCACCUCCAGAAUAUGAUGCAUUUCAAUGUCGAGGAUUGUGUUACCACCCACUGACGGAUGAAACAACCCCGUCCAAGCAUGCCCUCAUCCAGACGCUGAUCAACAUCAGGAACCCCAAGAAGGCCAACAUGGCAUGUUGUGUCCCCAUCAAACUGGACCCCAUCACUGUCAUGUAUCAGGAGAAUGGACGCCUCACUAUCAGAUACCUGUAUGAGGAGAUGAAGGUGGCAGAGUGUGGGUGCAGGUAGAAUUGGUGUAAACUUGUUGCAUCACAGAUGAUUGUAAUGGUUUUGGUGCAUUUAAUUCAUUACAGGCUGAUGUUCACUGGUGAUAGGUCAUAUACCAACCUCCAUGCCCAUGGUUUCCAAACAAAAUAGAUCCAUAUGUGAAACUGAAAAAAGACAGCUUUUUAAAGUUUUUAGCUUAACACGACAAAACAGAAAACCAUAAAAAUCAGAUGUUUACAUAAUGUAUUUAAUACACAUUGAAAAGCUUGACCUUAUGUCUUGCUGUUUCAAUUUAUGGUAUUUUGCCAGUAGAAGUGUAUUAUUUUUUAUGUAGUCAAUGAAAAAAAGAAACAUGAAAAAAUGACAAGUAAGAAGUAUGAAAGAAAUUAAAAAAAAAAAACAUCCAUACAUUUUUUUUGGAAACGUACAUCUUUAAUUACUACUACAACUACUACAAAAUGACAUUUUUUGUUGUAUUUUUAGUGAUAGAUUAAAAUGAAUGAAUGCUGAAC
Messenger RNA from Scomber japonicus (chub mackerel), 1820 nucleotides. RefSeq names its product growth differentiation factor 2 (gene gdf2). The record is from RefSeq and is a predicted model, not a curated record. The transcript is spliced from 3 exons. The coding region runs from base 1 to 1329 and encodes 442 amino acids. Lineage: Eukaryota; Metazoa; Chordata; Actinopteri; Scombriformes; Scombridae. Gene Ontology annotation, cellular component: extracellular region. Gene Ontology annotation, molecular function: cytokine activity; growth factor activity. Gene Ontology annotation, biological process: SMAD protein signal transduction; BMP signaling pathway.